UUGACAGUACACAUUCAUAAACAGCCGUUUCUUGCUUCUUCUGUUUUCCUCCACCAAAUCGAUCUCCUCUCUCUCAUUCCUCUCUCUCGACCUUGUCUGCAAUUGCCUGCCGCUGCUAGCCCUUUCUUCUUCACUUCGUAUUCCCUGAAUUCACAAUUCCCAAAUUCGUCUCGGCGAGAGGAGUUAAUCACCGAAAGCGAAGAACAGAAAAGGAUGUUAAGAGGGAAGAAGAUGAAGCAGCGCUUCACCUUCUUCUUCUUCUGCUCUUGAGAUUCAUGGCCACUUCUCAGCACCGCUGCGUUUUUGUGGGGAAUAUACCUUACGAUGCCACUGAGGAACAGCUUGUAGAAAUCUGCCAGGAGGUUGGUCCUGUUGUAUCUUUCAGACUAGUCAUUGAUAGAGAGACCGGGAAACCAAAAGGUUAUGGGUUUUGCGAAUACAAGGAUGAAGAGACUGCUCUAAGUGCUCGUCGCAAUCUUCAGGGUUAUGAAAUCAAUGGCCGGCAAUUACGAGUUGAUUUUGCUGAAAAUGACAAAGGCACUGACAGAAGUCGAGAACAGGGUCGUGGUGGACCAGGACUGACUGCUAAUGUUGACCCCCAUAAGCAAGUAGGGGGACCAUCUGUUCAUGCAGAAUCUCUUCAACAUCAGCCAAUUGGUCUCCAUAUUGCUAUUACUGCUGCUACGGUCAUGGCAGGAGCUCUAGGUGGUGCUCAGGCUGGUUUGCAGUCAGCUCAAAGUGGCUUGCAGAAUCAAUUGGCACCACCAAAUGAUCCCUUGACACUUCAUCUGGCCAAAAUGUCUAGGGGUCAGUUGAAUCAAAUUAUGGCGGAACUCAGGGUAAUGGCUAUACAAAACAAAGAACUAGCUCGUCAACUAUUGCUUGCAAGGCCGCAGUUGCCAAAAGCCCUCUUCCAGGCACAAAUAAUGCUUGGAAUGGUGAGCCCACAGAUGUUGCAGAUGCCAAAUAUCAGGCAAGCUUCAGGUCAUACCUCACAGCCUCCAUUCAACGAGGCCUUGCAGUCUGGGUUGGUGCCCAAUGUGCAAGAAGGCCAAUUUUCUGCUGUACCUCAAAAUCCAUUGGUUAGAAGCCAGUUUUCUGCACCCCAACAGCAACCCACGCAGCCUCGAAUGCAGCUUCCACAACAUGCAAACCACCAUGUUUUGCAACAGGCCUCAUUGCUGGGGCAAUCGGGAGUUCCAACACUUCCUCCCAUACACCCUCAGUCUUCAAGUGGUUUGUCCAUUCGACCCCAAACUCAGCUUACAAAUUCUUCUAGUUCAAACCAGAAAAUGCAGCCUUCUUUACUACAGCACCCGGGUCAGGUUGGACGUGCAAAUUUUGGGCAUAACAUGCAGAUGGUUAAUCCAAUUGCUACUGUACAGCAUUCUUCUUUACCUCGUCCUCUGUCUGAAGUCAGCUCCCAGCCUGGUUCUUCAAUGUCUUCGGGAAUCAACAAGGACGCUGAUAGAUCCUUUCAAAUGGUUAACGAUUCUGUAGAAUCAGUCAAGCGUUCUUCAAAGCUAAUGAAAUUGGAUGAUGGAAGGGGUAGCUCUUUGUCAAGAGUGGGUCUUAAUGUGCCUAAUGCCAAUGGGUCUGUAUUGCCCCAUGCUUUGCCUGCGAAACCUGUUCAUAAGUCAGAAGAAGUACAGCACUCUGAGAAACAGAUUUCUCAGGUAAUGUCUUCCCAGUCUGAGCUUCCCCCUGGGGUGGAGUCUGCUCUACUACAACAAGUUUUGAGCCUAACACCGGAAAAACUGAGUUCAUUGUCUCCGGAACAGCAACAAGAAGUAAUAAAGCUCCAACAGAUGCUUCGGCGAGAUCAGAUUCAGCCAUUGUAGCAGAGUCAUAAAUGGCAGUUUCGAUGCAGCAAGUUGUUACAUGUGCAGGUACCAACUUGCUUGCUAGAGCAACAAAAGGCGUGGUAUUGAUUCAAUCAAUUUUGAUUGUUUGUAAGCAGUAUGUUCACGUAAGGAGUCGAUUCAGAGGUUCUGCAGUGCAGGAGUACUAUAGUAUAGUUUGUAUUCGUGCAGCCUACACAAAGCUUGUGUUUUAGUCUAGUCAGUAAAUUAGUUAGAAUAGCAAAAUUUUGUCUGUAUCACAAACAUUUAAAUCUACGUUCCCUCAGCUAAAAUUUGUUGCUUCACUUUUGGCAAUCCUUUGCUCCAAACAGUUGUGUACUUUGCUUGAGUCGUUUCGUCUACUAAAGCUUCAUGGAUCGCUUCA
This is a messenger RNA of Pyrus x bretschneideri (Chinese white pear), 2226 nucleotides long. Its product is annotated as cleavage stimulating factor 64. The transcript is spliced from 10 exons. Gene Ontology annotation, molecular function: mRNA binding. The record is from RefSeq and is a predicted model, not a curated record. Lineage: Eukaryota; Viridiplantae; Streptophyta; Magnoliopsida; Rosales; Rosaceae. Gene Ontology annotation, cellular component: mRNA cleavage and polyadenylation specificity factor complex. Bases 276 to 1841 code for a protein of 521 amino acids. Gene Ontology annotation, biological process: mRNA 3'-end processing.